Amaranthus tricolor (Joseph's coat) is the source of this 1760-nucleotide messenger RNA. RefSeq names its product AAA-ATPase At5g17760-like. Gene Ontology annotation, molecular function: ATP binding; ATP hydrolysis activity. The transcript has 2 exons. Bases 122 to 1594 code for a protein of 490 amino acids. The record is from RefSeq and is a predicted model, not a curated record. NCBI's taxonomy places the organism in Eukaryota, Viridiplantae, Streptophyta, Magnoliopsida, Caryophyllales, Amaranthaceae.
AUGACAUACCAUUUCCAAGAAGUCACAAGUAAACCACAAUACUUCCUCCUAAACUCCCAUCCAAAAUAUAGUCUUACAAAAAUUUCUUUAGAAAAAAAUAAAUAAAUAAAAUUUAGCCAACAUGUAUUCAUUCCAAUCCCAAAUACCAAGCGUAACAUCUCUUUUUUCAGCCUACGCCUCAUUAUCCGCCUUACUUAUGCUCCUUCGUUCAAUCCUCCAUGACUUCAUCCCUCCUCCAAUCCGCAACUACAUCAUCAACCUUGUCCACCACCUUUUCAAACGCCGUUCCAACGAUCUAACACUCGUUAUCGAAGAAACUACCGCCACUGGCAUUGGCCAUAACGAAAUAUACACAGCCGCCGAACUCUACCUUUCCAAUAAAGUCACUAAUCCUUCAACGGAUCGCCUCAAAAUUAGCAAGUCUCCAAAGGAUAAAUCACUCACAAUCCGUUUCGAAACAGGGGAAAUCAUCGAUGAUACCUUCGAUAACAUCCCCCUUCGAUGGCGGUUUCUAUGUACGGAACGUGAUACCAAACGUCGGUCACCUUCAACAGUCGAUGAUGAUGAUGGAUUAUUAUCUUCAUCUGGAGAAACCCGAUUUUUCGAACUAAAAUUCGAUAAGAAGUUCAAGGAUAAAGUUAUUAACUCUUACUUGAAAUUUGUAAUGGCGACGUCAAAAUCGAUGAAAGAUAAAGAGAGGAUGUUAAGAUUGUGUACAUUAGGGAGUAGGUUUAAUGUGUAUUGGGAUACAACAAAUUUGGAGCAUCCUUCGACAUUCGAUACCCUAGCGAUGGAUCCGGAUGCGAAAAGAGCAAUAAUAGAGGAUUUGGAUAGGUUUGUGAGGCGAAGAGAGUUUUAUAAACGGGUCGGGCGGACUUGGAAGAGAGGAUACUUGCUCUAUGGGCCUCCAGGGACUGGGAAAUCAAGUUUAAUAGCAGCAAUGGCAAAUUAUUUAAGCUUUGAUAUAUAUGAUUUGCAGUUGGGGAGUGUGAUUAAGGAUUCUGAUUUAAGGAGAUUGUUGCUUGCUACGGCUAAUCGGUCUAUAUUGGUGAUUGAAGAUAUUGAUUGUACUAUCGGUAUUCAAAAUCGCAGUAAGAAUUGUAACAAGGAGAAUGGACAAAAAAAAGAAGUUCAGACGCAAUUGACACUAUCUGGGCUACUAAACUUCAUCGAUGGACUAUGGUCAAGUUGUGGAGAUGAAAGAAUCAUAAUCUUUACAACUAACGAUAAAGAAAAACUUGAUCCUGCUUUAUUACGAGCAGGGAGAAUGGACAUGCACAUUCACAUGUCCUAUUUAACAUUCACAAGUUUUCAAAUCUUAGCCUCAAAUUACUUAGAAAUGAAGGAUGAUGACAAUCAUCCACUCUUGGAGGAAAUCAAAAGGAUGAUUGAGAUCGAGAUGGUGAACGCGACUCCUGCUCAAGUUGCUGAGGAGUUGAUGAGAUCUGAAGAUGUUGAUGAAGCACUUGAAGGUGUUUUAAAGCUACUUAGGAAGAAGAAGGAGAUUAUGGAUAAUAAUGAACAAAUUGUUGUGGCUAAUGAAGGAGAAGAUGAUAUUGUAGUUGAUGAUACUCGUCUAAAUGAAAAUGCAUGAACUUCAAUAUUAAUUUGAUGAAUAUUUCCAAAUCAUUUAGUAAUUACUAGUAGAUAUUUAAGCUAGUACGAGUAUUUUAAAGCAUAUAUUUACAUUAUGUUUGGAUAAAGGAAUAGAAGCAUAUAUUUACAUUAUGUUUGGAUAAAGAAAUAGAUGAAUUUGGAAG